Clonostachys byssicola is the source of this 1014-nucleotide messenger RNA. NCBI's taxonomy places the organism in Eukaryota, Fungi, Ascomycota, Sordariomycetes, Hypocreales, Bionectriaceae. The record is from the annotation of a GenBank genome assembly.
AUGGCAACACCAGUCAAGACCCGUCAGGCCUACCGUAGGACUGAUGAUUACACCCCUGGCACACCAAAGGUUGAGCUAGUCACGGAGCCUCUCCCCGCCAAGCUUGACCCCGCGGCUGUUUUGAUCAAAAUACAUGCCGUGGCCCUCAACUACCGAGAUGCCAAUAUCGCCAAUGGUGGUAAUCCCUGGCCUGUGACCAAAAAUGGUGUGCCAGGUAACGAUGCCGCCGGUGAAGUGAUUGCUGUCGGCGACAAGGUUUCUCUAGUGAAGAUAGGAGACCGCGUUGCGCCCAUCACAGAUUCCGAGUUUGUCACAGCGCGUUCUACAGGUCGAUCAUGGCUAGCUGCUAAUGAAGAUGGCACAUUGGCGACCCAUUUUGUCUUCAACGAAAGACUUGUAACAAAGCUCCCUGAUCAUCUUUCCUGGGUCAUGUCGAGCAUUAUUCCGUGCGCCGGAACUACAGCUUGGUCCGCGCUGAAGGGCGCAUCUAUCGGUCAAACUGUCCUCAUCCAAGGGACCGGUGGUGUUUCUACGUUUGCGCUGAAACUGGCAAGAGCGUCUGGACUAAAGAUCAUCUUGACUUCUUCUAGUGAGGAGAAGCUUUCUACUAUCAAGGCUCAGCUUGGGAAGCCUGAUAUUCUUACCGUCAACUACAAAACAAUCCCGGACUGGCAGAAUGAAGUGCUCAGACUUACUAAUGGCGUUGGUGUGGAUCUCGUUGUUGAGAAUGGAGGUAGCAGCUCCCUCGUGCAAAGCAUGCAGUGCACCAGGCGCGGUGGAACAGUCAGUCAGGUUGGCUAUCUUGGCGGUCCCAAGGCUGAGGAGUUGAAAGAGGGCAUCAAUGCUGGAUCAAAGGACGACCAAGAUGAGCUUAUGGCCGCUAUUUCAGCUACGCAAAUGACAUUUGACGAUAUUAUCGAUUCAGUCUGGUCUUUCGAUAAGGCCGAAGAAGCAAUUGAGUAUGUGUGGCAGGGUAAACAGGUCGGCAAGGUGGUCAUCGAGAUCAAGGAAUGA